This is a messenger RNA of Selaginella moellendorffii, 1814 nucleotides long. RefSeq names its product chaperone protein dnaJ 13. The coding region runs from base 26 to 1654 and encodes 542 amino acids. The transcript has 12 exons. Lineage: Eukaryota; Viridiplantae; Streptophyta; Lycopodiopsida; Selaginellales; Selaginellaceae. The record is from RefSeq and is a predicted model, not a curated record.
AGGGUUCUUGGCAUUUCUUCUGGAAAUGGAGGGGGACCAGCCUGAUCGCGAGCUCUACGCGCUCUUGCAUCUCGAUCCCGAUGCCUCCGACGAGGACAUCAAGCGCGCGUAUCGGCAGUGGGCGCAGGUGUAUCAUCCGGACAAGCAUCGUACACUCCAGAUGCAAGACAUUGCGACUCAGAACUUCCAGCGCAUUCGCGAGGCGUAUGAGAUCCUCAGCGACGAGAAGAAGCGGCAGGUUUACGACAUCUAUGGCAUGGAGGGGCUGAAAUCCGGGCUGGAGCUUGGUCCCAAGCUCAAGACGAGGGAGGAGGUAAGAAACGAGUACGAGAAGCUCCAGGCACGGAAGGUGGAGCAGAAGCUCGCGUCUCACGUUCUACACUCGGGAUCGAUGGUCGUCUAUCUCUCGCUCGUCGAGGCCAUGCGAUCGUCUCUUCUCAAAGGGGCUGCGCUUACUGCGAUGGGAAUGACCACGCAAAUUCAAGCGCAGAUCUCUAAGAAAGACACAGUUCUUGCGGGUGGCAACAUGUUUCUUCGAAGAAACAUGGGAGGAGGCUCCAUGACUGGAGUGCUUCGCCACCAAUAUUGCCCGGCUACGUCUCUGGAGUUCAUGGCGACUUUGGGACUUCGGUCGGUUCUGAACUGGCAGAUCACCAGGCAAAUAUCGUCUCAUUCAUCGGGCACGCUUAGCCUCUCUUACUCGCUGCGGAGUGGACACGUAACUCUGGGUGAAUCAUGGACGAGGCAGAUCGCUGAAAACACGACCGCAACUCUUUUGCUCUUUCUUGGUCCUGAUCCGAAUCAAGCGGGUUUAGUUCUGGGCUGGCAACACAAAGGAACCAAAAACUCGAUAAGCUCUGAGAUCAAAGCCGGUCCAGCAGCUGCAGGAAUCAGUGGCCAAGUCACCAGGCAACUGUCUGGCAAGUCCAAGGGGAAAGUUAGCGCUCGACUUGGGAGUACUGGUGUUGAGCUCGAGAUUGGUGGUGAGAGAAGUAUCUCUGACCAUAGCUCGGCUGGAAUGUUCUGCGUGAUAGGCCUUCAGGGAGUGUCUUGGAAAUUCAGGUUCACUCGAGGUGGCCAGAAGUUCGUCGUGCCGCUUUUACUUGCAGCGCGUUUUGAUCCGGUAGUGGCACUUGGUGCACUUCUCUUACCAUCGACUCUAUAUGUUGUUCUCAAGAAGUACCUCUUUAAGCCGUAUUUCUUAAAGAGAGCAGAAGCGAAGAAGCUGGAACAGCGAAAGUCGACAGUAACACAGGUUCAAGAGUCUCGGGCAAACGCCGAAAAGGCUCAAGAUCUCUUGAAAAACGUUGCUCAUCGUAAAGUUGCGAAAGCGGAGGAGACAGGAGGCUUGAUCAUUGCCAAAGCCAUUUACGGCGAUCUCAAGGCCCGGGAUGGAAACGUGUCUGGAGAAGACACCCCUCCAACGAUUGACGUGACCAUACCUCUGCAGUUCCUUGUCGACGACUCUGGUCAGCUCAAGCUCCACGCCGGCGUAAAGAAGGCCGGAUUGAUGGGCUUUUGUGAUCCAUGCCCGGGCCAGCCAAAGCAGCUGGUUGUCUCGUACACCCUCCAAGGCUCACAGUUCAAGGCUCUGGUCGAUGACUAUGAGGAACUCACGAUCCCACAAGAAGCUCACAAGCUUUCCUCAAAGUAAAUUUUGCGAGCAAGCUCCAUCCAACUUGGAAUGCUGUAAAACCAUGGCACUGUAGCAACGAAUAACAAAGGUGGAGCCACCACCAGGUAUGGAUUCUCACAUUCUCAAAGCACUAAAGAGAAGCUCUCUUACAUUCUAAGAGAUUUUAUUCGCGUUCCAA